Molecule: messenger RNA, 953 nt
Organism: Acaromyces ingoldii
Lineage: Eukaryota; Fungi; Basidiomycota; Exobasidiomycetes; Exobasidiales; Cryptobasidiaceae
Product: NAD(P)-binding protein
Exons: 10
Coding region: 118-933 (271 amino acids)
Molecular function (GO): oxidoreductase activity
Source: RefSeq, a predicted model, not a curated record
GGCCUUUCACACAGAUGCAGCACUUCACUUCCGAAUCCCGAGACCCCAGAGGCUUGUCUCCUCGCUCGCGAGAGUCCUAGGCGACAAGUUUGUCACCUUAUCACGAUCGAACGCAAGAUGAAGAUCCAGGACCAUAUUUGGUACGUCACCGGCGGAGCGAGCGGCCUUGGCGAAGGAACAGUGCGCCAUUUGCACGCUCAGGGCGGCUAUGUCGCCAUCUGGGACAUUUCCGAGGAUCAGGCAGAGGAGCUGGCCAAGGACCUCAAUGGCAAGAGCGGAGGCGAGAAGAGAGCCAUCGCCGCUCGCGUCGACAUUGUCGACGAAGAGGACGUCUCAGCAGCCAUUAAAAAGUGCGACGAAGCCUGGUCAGGAAAAGUCGUGGGAGGAUGUGUCAACUGUGGUGGUGUUGGCAUGGCUGGGAAGAUUAUCAACGGAGACGGGGAGCCUUUUGAUCUCGACACGUUCCGCACAGUCGUAGAGAUCAAUCUAAUUGGCACCUUUAACGUAUCGAGGCUCACCGCGGCACGCAUCGUCAGGGAUGUAUCCAAGCCAAUUGCGAAGGCCGACGAGAAUACGCCUGAUCGAGGUGUCAUUAUCAACACCGCCAGCGUAGCAGCUUUUGAAGGGCAAACCGGUCAAGUCAGCUAUUCGGCGAGCAAAGGUGGCGUCGUGGGCAUGACUCUGCCUAUCGCCAGGGAUCUGGCCUGGUUUGGCAUUCGCAAUAUGACGUUGGCGCCGGCCUUGUUUUCGACGCCCAUGAUGGAGAGGCUUCCCGAGAAAGCCAAGAAGCAGAUCCUCAAGGGCGCCGAAUUCCCGCCGCGCUUUGGGCUGCCUACUGAAUUUGCACAUGCCGUUGCGGCCAUCAUCGAGAACCCCAUGAUGAACGGCUCAACGAUUCGGUUGGAUGGUGCGACGAGGCUUGGCAAGCUCUAAAGAUCUCGAAGAAUCCUCUC